AUGACAGAAAAAGAAGAGGGGCCCCCAUUGGGGCCCACUGCAGCAGCAGCAGCAGCAGACCAUAAAAUAUCAGAGGCCGCAGCACCGUAUGCAGCUGCACAGCAUGCAGCAGCAACGGAUGCUGCAGCAGCAACAGCAGCAGAACCACCACAAGCACCCACACAGGAUGCAGCAGGAGAGGAUGCAGCAGCACCGCGUGCAGAAGCACCUCCUGCUGCAGCAGCAGAUGCAGCAAUUAAGGCCACUGCUGCAUCAACAGAUGCAGCAGCAGCAAAAGAUACAGCACCAACAUCGCAUGCAGCAGCAGCAGCGCAAGCGGCAGCGGCGCAGCAAUAUGCAGCAGCGGCGCAGCAUGCAGCAGCAGCAGGGCAUGCAGCAUCACAAGUGCAGGAUGAAUCAGCAGCACAUGAUACAGCAGCAGCAGCAGCAGCAGCAGCAGCAACAGCAGCACGGACAGAGGCGCCCCACAAGAUAGGGCGUCACGUUUUUUUAGGUGCUGCAGCAGCAGGUGCUGCUGCAGUGGUGCUUCUGUUGCUGCUGCUUGCAUGCGGGGAUUUUGUGGAUCGCGUGCUGCAGGAGGAGUUAUCUCGUGAAUCUGCAGCAGCAGCUGCUGCUGCAGCAGCAGCAGCAGCAGCAAGACGUAUCUUUCGUUGGCGUACAACACCUGCUGCAGGUUUGCUGCAAGAGCAGGUGCUGCAGCAGCAGCUGAUACAGUCUGAGUUAUUGCCUUUGCUGCCUCAACCGCAGCAGCAGCAGCAAGAGCAGCAGCUGCAGCAGCAGCAUGGAGGAGCAGCAGCAUUAAAUGAUGUAAGUGUUACUAUAACACAUAAUGAGUUAUCAAGACACGAGCGUGCUUUGCUGCAGCACUCUCCUGAGCAGCAAUUGCUGCUGCUGCUGCAGCUGCAGCAGCAGCAGCGUCGUCGUCGUGCUGUACCUGGUGGCUAUGCCCCAUCAAUGCGUUUGCUGCAAUCAUUAGUGGAGGCUCAAGCAGGUGCCCGUGCUGCUGCUGCUGCUGCUGCUGCUGCAGCAGGAGCAGGAGCAGGAGCAGCAGGAGUAAGACCCACCACGCAAUUGACGAAAUCAGCAGCAGCAACAGCAACAGCAGCAGCAGCAGCAACAAGACCUAUAGAGGAAGAAGAUAUAGAGGAUUUAUUAUUAAGAGAAGGAUGGUCAUUAGAGGAGAAUAAAAGAGAAAAAACAAUUCGUUUACCAACAGAAUUGCAUGCGUUGCUGAUGAGCGAAGGAGGAUUGGGGCUGCAGGAGUUGCUGCAGGAAGCAGCUGCUGUAAGUAUGUAUAGCAGCAGCAGCAACAGUAGCAUAAGAAGAAAAAGUAUAAUAAGAAGAAAUAAAAGAAAACAGAAAAAGAUAAGUAGUAGUAGUAGCAGCAGCAGCAGCAGCAGCAGCAGCAUGAUUCCCGAUGAAGAUGAGGACACGACCACAACAAGCACGGCCAUAACAACCUCAUCAUCAGCAGCAGCAAGAGCAGCAGCAGCAGCAAGAGCAGCAGCAGCAAGAAUAGGAGAAGAGCCACGUGCAGGAAUGGUUCCUCGUCGUUUAUUAUCUCCUUCUGUAUAUAUAAAUGCAUAUAAACAAUUAAAUGAGGCAGUAGAUCCAGAUAGAUUAACAAGAGCAGUAAAGGUAGGAGGACAAUAUAUAUAUCCAUGGUCUGUAUUCAAUAAUAAGGAAAGGGAGCAAUUAAGGUUAAUGGCUGACCAAUUAAAAUGGUUACCUAAAUGGAUAAAACAAUACAGGAUAGCAAGAAGGCCACCAUUAAUAGCAUUAAGGAAUCAUUUACCUGUAAUUAGACCUUCUUUUGAGGAUAUGUAUGGGGGCCCAGGGCCCCCAUCUAUGGGCGCAGCUGCAGGAGUACGCUAUACAUGGUUAGGUCAUGCUAGUGGUGUUGUAUCUAUAGAUGGAUUAAAUAUACUUAUUGAUCCUGUAUUAGGGGAAGAUAUAGUUGGUGUUAUGAAUGAAUUAGAUGGUGUAUGGAGGAAAUCAUCAUCAUCUUCUCCUUCUAAUUCUCCUAAUGGUGCUGUUAAUGGUUCUCCUAAUGCUGGUCAUAAUGGUGGUGGUAAUAAUGUUGGUGGUGGUGCUGUUGGUGCUGCUGCUGGUGCUGCAGCUAAUACAGCCAUGUCUGUUGCUGCAGCAGGUAGUAGAUUAAGAUCACCAUUCCUUUAUUCAAGAAGAUAUAAUAAUAUUAAUAAUAAUAAUAAUACAACAACAGCAGCAACAACAACAACAGGAACUGCAACAGGGACAGGAACAACAGAGAUUAUAAUACCACAAAGUAAUAGAAGACGUUUAUUUCGUGGUAGUAGUAGAUGGUCAAUAUCCUCCUCCUCCCAACAACAACAACAACAACAACAGCAACUACAGCAGCAGCAACAGCAGCAACAACAACACCAACACCAAUACAACCCGACCACCUCCUCUUCCUCCUCUUCCUCCCAUCAUCAACAACAUCAACAACAACAACAGCAACAAAUGGUACAUGUAGAGCAUACAGGAAUAGAUGGUGAUGGUACAGUAGAUAGAUUUAAGAUAACAUUUGUAGGAAAUGUACAUUGGAGUGGUAGGAGUGCAGCAAAAACAGAUCAUAAUACAUCAUUAUGGGGAGGAUUUGCUAUAAGGGGACCCCGUCACUCCUUUUUCUAUGGAGGCGAUACCUCAUACUUUAAAAAAGAAUUCGAUGAAUUCAAAAAAAUUGGACGCAUUUUGGGGCCCUUCCAUUUAGCAGCAAUUGCAAUUGGGGCUUAUGAGCCAAAUGAGGAUCUAAAAUAUCAGCAUGCAAAUCCACAAGAAGCAUAUAAUCUAUUUAAGGAUAUAAGAGCAGAAGUUGCUGUUGGUAUACAUUGGGGUACUAUGAGAUUAUCUGCAGAAAAUCUAUUUGAUCCUAUGCUUGAAUUAGAAUGUGCAUUAUUAGGUGUAUCAUUGGCUGCAUGCAGAGGUGAAACUUUGCAGCAGCAGCAACAACAACAAUUACUCUUAAUACAGCAACAACAACAGCAGCAACAGCAACAGCAACAGCAACAGCAACAGCAACAGCAGCAACAGGUCGUCAUGGUUCAGGGGAAUCAUCAUACUCCUAGUAAUGCUAUUAUUAGUAUUGGAGGAGGUAUUGGUGGUGGUGGUGCUGGUGGUGCUGAUACUGGGUGUACUAUAAGAAGUACCAAUAAUAAUAAUAAUAGCAGCAACAGCAGCAAUAACAAUAUUAAUCAUAAUAAUCCUAAUGGUUAUAAUAGCAGCAGCAGCAAUACAUCCAGUAUUCAUAGUGAUGGCAGCAGCAGACCAUCAUCAUCAUCUAUUAUUGGUGGUGGGCAUCCUAGCAGCAGCAAAAGUAUAACCACAACAGACAGCAGCAGCAACAGCAGCAACAGCAUGGAUCUAAGUGCUGAUGGGAGAUUAUCUCAUCAGCAACUGCAACAACAUACACAGCAGCAGCAACAACAGCAGCAACAGCAGCAACAGUUGCUGCUGCAACGCGAAGAACAAUCAGAAACUAUUGUUGUUGGAUCUACUGUUACUGCUUCUGUUCUAUUAGAACCUGAACCAGAGAUUGAGGCACCUCCUAUGUCUGCUGCUGCUGCUGCAGUUGCUGCUGCUGCAGCAGCAGCAGCAUUCAAACCAUCACGUGUUGGACGAGAAUCCUUACUCUUACCUCUGCAGCAACAGCAACAGCAGCAACAGCAGCAGCAUCAUGACGGAGAUACAGCAGCAAAUACAAAUAUAAUAGACCCCUCUACAUCUGCUGCUGCUGCUGGUGCUGCUGCUGCUGCUACUGGUACGUCUAAUACCUCUAUAGAUACCGUUUUUGCUGCUCCUCUUACUCAUAGAAGAAGAAGAAGACCACAUAAUAUAAGAGAAGCAUUUAGACCUGGAUAUAAAUUCAAGAUAGGACUACAGCCUCUUGCUCUAUGGAGUGACCCUAUCUUACAUCCUAGUAAUGCAAGAAGAUUAAGACGAGCAGAACGCCUUGAAUCCUUAGGACUACUUACCGACCCUCAUUGGCGUGAGCGUCUGUUAGUUGAAGGCUCUCGUUUCCAGACUCUUCAUAUUGGGCAUUCAAUUCAGGUUGAGGAAGGAGGGGAUGGUACAUAUCUGUUAAUGUCUCGCAGCAGCGCAAGAGAUCAUAUAGAGCCUAAGGCUGCUGCUGAGCAAUAUGCCUUUUUGCCUCUUUAUUUAUCUUCUGCUGCUGCUGCUGCUGCUGCUAAUAAAAGUAAUAAAAAGAGGGAAAAUAAUAUAAAUACAAUAUCUUCUCUUAAUAGAGGAGGAGGAGAUAAAGGAGAUAGCAGCAGCAGCAGCAACAGCAGCAGCAGAGGCAGCAGGCACUCCUAUUCUAAUCAAGGAUCUGCUUUAACUGGGUACAAAGAGCAGCAGCAGCAAAGUCUAUCUGCAGCUGCAGCAGCAGCUGCUGCUGCUGCUGCUGCUGCAGCUGCUGCAGGGGGAGGUGGAGCCAAUCUUGCUGCUUCUAGAGCAGGAUGGGCAGCAGCAGCUGCUGCUGCUGCUGAUGGAGCAGCAGCAGCUGCAGCAGCAGCAUAUGAUGCUUCCGAGGUAGAAGACGCGGACAUGUUUGAUGUUCUUAACUAA
This is a messenger RNA of Eimeria maxima, 4587 nucleotides long. Its product is annotated as Beta-lactamase-like domain-containing protein, related. The coding region runs from base 1 to 4587 and encodes 1528 amino acids. Lineage: Eukaryota; Apicomplexa; Conoidasida; Eucoccidiorida; Eimeriidae. The record is from RefSeq and is a predicted model, not a curated record. The transcript has 4 exons.